GGACAGCUUUCCAGCUCGGUUUGGAGGAAUACAUUUCGUCAAUCAGCCCUGGUAUAUCCAUGCCCUCUACACAGUUAUACGACCCUUUCUAAAGGAGAAGACACGAAAAAGGAUAUUCCUGCAUGGAAAUAACCUCAACAGCCUGCAUCAGCUAAUACACCCUGAGAUCCUGCCUUCAGAGUUUGGAGGAAUGCUGCCCCCCUAUGAUAUGGGGACGUGGGCAAGAACACUGCUUGACCAUGAAUACGAUGAUGACAGUGAAUGCAAUGCAGACUCCUACAACACUCCUGCAAAGGAUAUAGAAAAGGACCUCUCUCCCAAAUCCAUGAAAAGGUCUCAGUCAGUUGUGGAUCCUGGGGUGCUGAAACGCAUGGAUAAGAAUGAGGAAGAAAACAUGCAGCCUUUGCUUUCACUUGACUAACAGUUUUUGAGCAUCGGAC
Molecule: messenger RNA, 440 nt
Organism: Acanthisitta chloris (rifleman)
Lineage: Eukaryota; Metazoa; Chordata; Aves; Passeriformes; Acanthisittidae
Product: clavesin-2-like
Exons: 3
Coding region: 191-421 (76 amino acids)
Source: RefSeq, a predicted model, not a curated record